This is a messenger RNA of Petromyzon marinus (sea lamprey), 861 nucleotides long. It is a transcript of the gene SUPT4H1, whose product is annotated as SPT4 homolog, DSIF elongation factor subunit. Lineage: Eukaryota; Metazoa; Chordata; Hyperoartia; Petromyzontiformes; Petromyzontidae. The record is from RefSeq and is a predicted model, not a curated record. Gene Ontology annotation, biological process: transcription elongation-coupled chromatin remodeling; regulation of DNA-templated transcription; transcription elongation by RNA polymerase II. Gene Ontology annotation, cellular component: DSIF complex; nucleus. Gene Ontology annotation, molecular function: zinc ion binding; RNA polymerase II complex binding.
CGCCUGCGCCGUCAUUGUCACGGGAAGUGACGUCGCUCGCAAGGCCCGCGCCCGUUCUUGCCUGGCUCCCCUUUCUCUUCGGAGCGGCGCAGAUUUAUAAAAAAAAAUUCAAUUAUAUUCUAAACAUGUCGCUGGAGACAGUACCGAAGGAUCUUAGGCAGCUGCGGGCGUGCUUGUUGUGCUCGCUGGUGAAGACCAUUGACAAGUUCGAGUACGACGGUUGCGACAACUGCGACACGUACCUGCAGCUGAAGGGGAACCGCGAGGCCGUCUACGACUGCACGAGUUCGUCGUUUGACGGAGUCAUUUGCAUGAUGAGCCCUAAAGACAGCUGGGUGGCCAAGUGGCAGAGGGUUGACAACUUCAAGCCGGGCGUUUACGCCAUUUCCGUGACGGGGCGCCUCCCUCUCUCAAUUGUGCGGGAGCUAAAGAGCCGAGGGAUCGUGUACAGGUCCCGCGACACCUCCACCAAGGCUUAAGUGCCGUGCCGAUGGUCGACAAUGCCACAGCCAACUCGCAGCAAGACCCCAUUAUCUUCGGUCUUUACCUCCCUCACCAAUAACAUCCGGAUCACGCUGUUGAACGACACCCGUGUCUUUUAAGGGACUCGUGAUGCAGCCACGCGUGCAUUGGUUUCGUACACUCAUCAAAUGUGGUUAACGAGCUUGGUGUCAUGGCCCAACCAUCGUGUGUAGAUUCUACGCGACUCGGAGUAGCGAUGACAAGCUUGAGGUAGAAAUUGUACGCAAGACAACGCAGUUUUUUUUUGCCGGUUAACAGCAUCGUUCUUUUAUUCGUGAGAUUUUUGUGUAUUCAUCAGGUUGUGUAACCGGCGUUAAUAAAAGUAUCUUUUCAAAACCA